AGAGGAGGAAACAUGGCGGCGUCCUUGAUCAGACAGACUAAACUGCUGUCGGUCUUCAGUUCUGCUGGGUGUUUCAGGAGUAUUCACUCCACUGCAGCCUGUCUGAAGAACCGCGCGGCUCGUAUUCGUGUGGGUAAAGGAGAUCGUCCGCUGACGUAUGAACAGGCUCAUCACCCUCAUCACAUCAGCCACAGGAAGGGCUGGCUCUCACAGCACACCGGAAACCUCCACGCUGAGGGCGGAGCAGCAGAGCGCGUGCUGGAGGACGUCUUCAUCCGCCGCUUCAUCUUCGGCACGUUUCACAGCUGUCUGGCGGACGAGCUGGUCAUCAAGCGCAGGGGAAACGUCCUGAUCAUCUGCGCCGUCAUGAUCCAGAAACUGCUGCCCAGCAAAUUCUACUUUCUGCUGGGCUACACGGAAGAGCUGCUCUCACACUUCUACAAGUGUCCUGUGAAGAUGGAGCUCCAGCUAGUGGACGAGAAAGUGGUCUAUAAAUACCUCUGACAAACUGUGCUCAAUACAAGCCCUUCAGAAAACAUCAGGAACAUGAUAUAUUCACAUGACGGCAGUGUCAAAGAUCAUGCAUUGGGUUUUUUUGUUCUAAAUAAAUGUUUUUGUUUCAUGCAAAAAAA
Messenger RNA from Danio rerio (zebrafish), 632 nucleotides. RefSeq names its product mitochondrial ribosomal protein S24 (gene mrps24). The record is from RefSeq and is marked validated. Gene Ontology annotation, cellular component: mitochondrion. Lineage: Eukaryota; Metazoa; Chordata; Actinopteri; Cypriniformes; Danionidae.